UUUUCGGUUUCCCUUCAACCAAAUCUCCCACGAAACUAUCUUCCAUUUACACAAAGGAAAAAAACAAAGCUCAGAGGAAGUCUUCUUCUCUCAGAACACACUGAAAAACCAAGACAUAUGAUUGUGUGUAUAUGAAGAACUUUUGAUACAAGUGUCGUUAGUUUGAAUGGGGAAAGGAAGACCAAGAGCUGUGGAAAAGGGGGUAAUAGGGCAGAAUUUGAGUGUAUGUCCAUCAACUUCAUCGAACAUACCAUCUGGGCCUGUGUAUCAUCCAACUGAAGAUGAAUUUAGAGACCCAUUGGAGUAUAUAUAUAAGAUCAGACCCGAGGCUGAGCCGUAUGGGAUUUGUAGGAUAGUGCCUCCCAAGAACUGGAAACCUCCAUUUGCAUUGAAAUUAGAUUCUUUUACAUUUCCCACAAAAACACAGGCCAUUCAUCAAUUGCAGGUUAGACCUGCUGCCUGUGAUUCAAAGACUUUUGAGCUUGAAUAUAAUAGGUUUUUGGAUGAUCAUUUUGGCAGAAAGAUGAAGAAGAAGGUGGUUUUUGAGGGAGAGGAGUUGGAUUUAUGCAAGUUAUUUAAUGCAGUGAAGCGUUAUGGUGGGUAUGAUAAAGUUGUUAAGGAGAAGAGGUGGGGUGAGGUUUUUAGGUUUGUUAGAUCAACAAAGAAGAUUUCGGAAUGUGCUAAGCAUGUGCUGUGUCAAUUAUACCGGGAACAUCUAUACGAUUACGAGAAUUAUUAUAGUAAACUGAAUAAGGAUGUCACGAAGAGUUCAAAAAGGAAAAUACAAGAUGAGAAGCUCAGUGAAUUCUUGGCCGAAUUUUCAACAUCUAAAAGGAGGCGGCAGAACACUGACGAUGGCAGAGCCAGCGUCUCAAAGUUAAAAGAAGAAGAGAAUAAUGAUCAGAUUUGUGAACAAUGUAAAAGUGGAUUGCAUGGUGAAGUGAUGCUUCUAUGUGAUAGGUGUGACAAGGGGUGGCACACAUACUGUCUCUCACCUCCCUUGAAGCAAGUCCCACCUGGGAACUGGUACUGUUUAGAUUGCUUGAAUUCCGAGAAGGACAGUUUUGGAUUUGUCCCUGGCAAAUGUUUCUCCCUGGAAGCAUUUAAGCGUAUGGAUUAUAGGGCCAAGAAGAAAUGGUUUGGCUCAGGGUCUGCUUCUAGAAUGCAAAUUGAGAAGAAAUUUUGGGAAAUUGUGGAAGGUUCAUUUGGUGAAGUUGAAGUUAAAUAUGGCAGUGACUUGGACACAUCAAUUUAUGGCAGUGGCUUUCCUCGUGAAAAUGUUCAGAGACCAGAAUCAAUUGAUGCUAAGGCUUGGGAUGAAUAUUGCAAUAGUCCGUGGAAUCUCAAUAACUUGCCCAAAUUGAAAGGGUCCAUGCUUAGAGCCAUUCGUCACAAUAUUACUGGUGUUAUGGUGCCCUGGUUGUAUAUUGGAAUGCUAUUUUCAUCGUUCUGCUGGCAUUUUGAAGACCAUUGUUUCUAUUCAAUGAAUUACCUGCACUGGGGUGACCCAAAAUGCUGGUAUAGUGUACCUGGUAGUGAAGCUACUGCUUUUGAGAAGGUUAUGCGGAACAGCCUACCUGAUCUUUUUGAUGCACAACCUGAUUUACUUUUUCAACUUGUUACCAUGUUGAAUCCAUCCGUCUUACAAGAAAAUGGCGUACCCGUUUAUACAGUACAACAGGAGCCUGGAAAUUUUGUUGUGACCUUCCCUAGAUCUUUCCAUGGGGGUUUUAAUCUUGGAUUAAAUUGUGCUGAGGCCGUAAAUUUUGCUCCUGCUGACUGGAUGCCUUAUGGUGGGUUUGGAGAAGAGUUGUAUCAGCUUUAUCACAAACCUGCUGUUUUUUCUCACGAGGAGCUUAUCUGUGUGAUAGCGAAGACGGAUUGUAGUGACCGAGUGUCUCCUUACCUAAAGAAAGAGUUACUCAGGAUUUAUUCUAAGGAGAAAAGUUGGAGGGAACAACUUUGGAAAAAUGGUGUAAUAAGAUCUUCUUCAUUGCCUCCUCGAAAGUGUCCUGAAUAUAUUAGUACAGAGGAGGAUCCAACAUGUGUUAUAUGUAAGAAGUACCUUUAUCUUUCAGCUAUAAGUUGCCGUUGUAGGAGAUCUGCUUUUGUAUGUUUGGAGCACUGGCAACACCUUUGUGAAUGCAAGUACAGCAGGCGGCGCCUUUUGUAUCGUUAUACACUCGCUGAACUAUAUGAUUUGAUUGGUAUAAUUGAUAGAUGUGGUUCUGGGGAUACAACUAAAAGUAAGGAUUUUCGACAAGCAGGCUUAUGCUACACUGAACGAUGUACUUUGACAAAAAAGGUGAAAGGUGGUUGUGUCACUCUGUCCCAACUUGCAGAAAAAUGGUUACUGCAUUCAAAUAAGGUUCUUCAAGAUCCAUUCUCAAAUGAGGCAUGUGUUAAGGCUUUGAGAGAAGCCGAGCAAUUUCUUUGGGCUGGUCAUGAUAUGGAUCACGUCCGUGAUGUUGUAAGAAACUUGGAUGAAACUCAAAAGUGGGUUCAAGGCAUUGGAGAUUCCCUUUCUAAAAUUGAAGCGUGGUCAUGUGAUCUUUCUGGAAGUUCAGAGAAAAUUUGCUUGGAUCAUGUAAACAAUUUGUUGAGUCUACCCUCAAUAUCAUGUAACCAUCCUGGGUAUCUUAAGUUGAAGGAUUAUGUUGAAGAAGCAAAGAUUUUGAUACAAGAUAUUGAUAAUGCCUUAUCAACAUGCCCUGAUGUUUCUGAAUGGGAAAUUUUGUACUCAAGAGUGUGUUCCUUUCCAAUCCAUAUAGAAGAAAGUGAGAAGUUAUCAGAAAACAUAUCAAUAGCGAAGUCUUGCAUAGAAAGUGUCAGAGAAAUAUUGGAGAAACAGCCUGCUGCUCUUGAGCUUGAGGUUCUUUACAAGUUGAAGUCUAAGAUCUUGGAACUCGGAAUCCAGCUUCCAGAGACAGAAAUGGUGCUGGAUUUAACAAGGCAAGCUGAACUACAUCGUUCUAGAUGUGCAGAAAUUAUGAAUGGUCCCAUGAACUUGAAGACCGUUGAACUAUUCCUUCAAGAAUCUAAGGGUUUUGCUGUUAAUAUACCUGAACUGAAACUUAUAAGACAAUAUCAUGACGAUGUUGUCAAAUGGCAUGCUCGUCUUAAUGCUGUUCUGGUUAAUGUUCAAGAACGGGAGGAUCAACAUACUGUAAUAGAAGAAUUGAAUUGCAUCCUGAGAGAUGGAUUAUCAUUGACAAUAAAAGUUGAUGAUGUACCUAUAGUUGAGGUUGAGUUGAAGAAGGCUUCUGCCAGGGAAAAAGCUCAAAAGUUACAGGUUACCAAGGUUUCCAUGGAAUUCAUACAGAAAUUGAUGAAUGAGGCUGUAGAGUUAGAAAUUGAUAAGGAAAAAUUGUUUGCUGAUAUUCGUGGAGUUCUCGAUUCAGCAAUGAGUUGGGAAAAGAGAGCUAUGAAUUUUCUAGCGCAUGGGGCUGAGCUAUCUGAUUUUGAAGAGAUUAUAAGGUCUUCUGAAGGUUUACGUGUUAUUCUACCUUCGCUUCAUGAUGUCAAGAAUGAAUUAUCCUCGGCCAAGUCUUGGCUAAAUAUUUCAAAACCUUUCUUAGAGUAUGUUCUCCCUUUGCCAUCUGCACCAAGAUCGCAGCUGAACGUCGAAACACUAAAGGAGUUGGUUUCUCAGUCAAAAUUCCAUAAGGUCGCUUUGGAAGAAAGCAGAGUGCUUGCUGCAGUCCUGAGAAAAUGCGAGGAUUGGAAAGAUGGAGCAAACUCUUUAUUGCAAGAAAUUGAUAAUCUUUGGAAUGUGGAUGAUAUAGGGGAUGGGCUGAGCAAUUGUCUUAUUCUUAAGAUUAAACAAUUAGUUGAUAGAAUCAAUGCUAUUAUUACAGCCGGUAUAUCUCUUGGUUAUGACUUUAGUGAGAUUUCCCGACUUCAAAGUGCUUGUUCUACACUCAUGUGGUGCAAUAAAGUUCUUUCUCUUUGCGACGCUAUUCCUUCUUAUCAGGAGGUUGAGAGCUUGAUGAAAGUUGAAGAGGACAAUUCUUGUUUUUUUGCCUCUGGUGUUUUGUGGAGCUUAUUGGUGGAAGGCGUCAAAUGGCUGAAACAAGCCUUAGAGGUGAUUCCUGGAACGUGCAAUUCUAAACAAAGAAAGUUAAGCGAUGCUGAGGAAUUGCUUUCCAACUCUCAGAGAAUCAAAAUCAACUUCUCAGCCAUGAAUGGUCAACUUGUAAAUGCUAUUCAGAAGCACAAGUUGUGGCAGGAAGAAGUACGCCAAUUUUUCAUUAUGGAGCGUGCUGAACGAUCAUGGGCUCUGUUAUUAAAACUUAAGGAAGAAGGAGACAUCGUUGCCUUCAAUUGUUCAGAGCUACAUUUAAUCUUUUCUGAAGCUGAAAAGAUUGAAAGGUGGAAGAAACAAAUGGAGGAAAUCAUGAAGACGUCUUUUGGAGAUGGAAGACCUCUGCUUGGUUGUCUAGGAGAGAUAAAGAAAUCACUGGACAGAGCCAUAUACAUAUAUGAGAAACCGUUGCUCUACGCCGAUCAGAACUUAUGUGUUUGUUGCUCUAGCGAUUCACAGGACCAGCAUCUUUUUGCUUGCUCAGUAUGUGAAGAAAGCUACCAUUUGCAGUGCCUAGGGAAAGCAAGAGAAAAAACAAGCAAUACCGAUAUCUUUAUAUGCCCUUAUUGCUAUAGCUCAAGGGGUGAAUUAUCAAUUGAUGAAAGUGGAGGUCCCUUGAGAUAUUUAGCAAAUCGUCCUGACCUAGAAAUGCUCACUAAGCUUAAAUCUGAUGCCGUGAACUUCUGUGUCUGGUUGGAAGAGGAAGAUGUAUUAAAGCAACUGAUAGAGCAGGCUUUAGUAUGCAAAUCCCAUUUGUCAGAAGUCUUGGACUUCUCAUCACGUUGUCAUGAUAAAGAUUUUAGUAUUGCUUGCAAGAGGUUAACGGUAGUGUUAAAGGCUAUGGACGUUGCAGGCAUUAACGACCAUGAAGGCAAGCGUGGCCUUGAGAUGGAAUUAUUGAGGAACUCGUGGAGAUUCAGAGUCAAGGAAGCUCUUGAAGGUUCUGAAAAACCAACAAUGCAACAGGUCCUGGAGCUUCUGGAAGAGGGAUCUGUGAUAAGCAUUCUGCCGGAAGAUUGCUACAGACGGAAGCUUUUGGAAGUGAAGAUUGUUUGCUCAAAGUGGAGAAGUCUUGCAAGGAAGAUUUCAGCCGACUGUGGGGCACUUGAAUUGGAGAAAGUUUUUGAAUUGAUUGAAGAGGGUGAAAAUUUACCUGCAUACCUCGAGAGGGAGCUCAAGUUAUUAAGAAAUCGAAGUAUGCUUUAUUGCAUUUGCCGCAAGCCAAAUGAUCGCAGGCCAAUGCUUGCUUGUGAUAUUUGUGAAGAAUGGUAUCACUUUGAUUGUGUCAAGAUAGAAUCUACUCCCAAGGUAUACAUUUGCCCUGCUUGCAAACCGCAAGUUGACAAUAAAAUGUUGAUUCAGCUAUCUAUGGAAUAUGAAAGUGAAACUAGUGCAAAAUUCGUGGAGCCAAAGACCCCUUCUCCUCAACACACGAAGCGGAGAUCGAAGCCUAAGAAAACAAAGCGAAAUUUAGUUCGAAGUGUGACGGAUUGCUAUAGAGAAUUCCGGUCCUCAAGUGGAAUGGAAUCCUUAUGGUGGCAAAAUAGGAAGCCUUUCAGGAGAGUAACCAGAAGGAGAGCAGAAUUUGGAAGUCUUUCUCCAUUUUCCCUCAUAAAACAAUAAUCAAGAUACAUGGAGGUAGGUAGUUUAACCAAAAGUCAUUUAAUUGAUUCAAUUGUUCAUAUGAUCAAUUUACCUUUCAGCUCAAUAAUAUGAAAGGGGAAAUUUUUAAUAUGUUGUUCAGUCAAUUUUUUUUUCCAGCUCUAGUCCCAGAUGAUGGGAUAUAUGGUUAUGGUUAGUGAAAAUAGUUUAGACAGGUAUCAAAUAAAUGAGUUAUAAUUUGUAUAUAUUUCUUGAAAUUUUCACUAGCCCAUGGAUAGUCUUGAAUUAAACUUUUUAUGAAAGAAACGAAUAGUUAAGGUCUUA
Messenger RNA from Cucumis sativus (cucumber), 6010 nucleotides. Its product is annotated as lysine-specific demethylase 5D. Lineage: Eukaryota; Viridiplantae; Streptophyta; Magnoliopsida; Cucurbitales; Cucurbitaceae. The transcript is spliced from 34 exons. Gene Ontology annotation, biological process: chromatin remodeling. Gene Ontology annotation, cellular component: nucleus. The record is from RefSeq and is a predicted model, not a curated record. Bases 167 to 5707 code for a protein of 1846 amino acids. Gene Ontology annotation, molecular function: DNA binding; histone demethylase activity.